AUGUCUCUCCUCCAGCGCGUGACUUCUAUUGAUGGACACGACAGACUCCCACCCGAGGUCGACGUCAAGCAGCUCGGAAAUGGUACCGCAAAGUCGCUGCGGCGCGUCAUCAGCUACGAUGCCUUCCCCAAGCCCCACGAAGACUCCCAAGCGACUGCGCCCACCGGUGGCGUGACUGCCUACAAAGUAUCCGUCCAUCGUCGACUAGGUAGGUACAUGGGCCUUCGAAUCGUGCGGCAUCCUGCUAACUCGUAACAGCGCAGGUAGCUAUACAGAUAGUUUCGUGUUGGUUGGCGGCGGGCAUUGUUUUUGGUUUUGCGGCGUUGAAGCCGGUACUUGUUGAUCAGGGCGUGUACCGCGAGCUUUGUACUCGAGAAGAAUUGGCCGCUGGAGUCGAGGUGUGCUACGAGCAAGAUUUGUGGUAUGUCUCAAUCGAACGACUUCCCUGGGCCUACUCACUAACCUCUUCUCAGGCUGAACUUGUUCUUUGCGAUUGCUUCUACGACUGCCAAUGUUUCGUCGUUACCAGCAGGAACGCUGCUGGAUAGAUAUGGCCCAAGAUUUGCUACCAUCAUCGGCGCAAUAUGCUUGGCUGUGGGAGCUGCUCUCAUGGCCACAGCCUUCUCCAUUCCCGACUUCGAUGGCUACAUCGCCGGUAACAUUUUCCUCUCAUUUGGCGGCACUCUCAUCUUCAUCCCGUCAUACCAGGUUGCAAAUGCCUUCCCCAAGUAUGCGGGCACAAUCGUGGCAAUUGUGACGGGCGCUUUCGAUGCUUCUGUAAGUUUCCCUCCCCAAAAAGCACGUUAGUGGAAGUCGACUGACACAAUGAAAUAGGCGGCAGUCUUCCUCUUCUUCCGGUUGGCAUAUGAGCGUUCAGGUGGCACUUUCACGCCCCAGAAAUUCUUCUUCGGCUACCUGAUCGUUCCUGCACUCAUCCUUCUUGCUCAGCUGACAAUCAUGAACGCCGACGGCUACAAGACAGUGCCACAGUUGGAGGAGAAGAUUGAAAAGGAACAAGACGCCACGCGAGAUGUAAGUUUUGCAUCCUUACGCAUUGCGUAUUUUGCUGACGUGACUACAGGUCCACGAUUCUGACGACGAUUUCAGCGACGGCGAAGUUCGCCGCCGCCGGCAGCAGCGACGAGAGCACCGAGAAUCUAACCUCACGAAGCUGGACGACCUCCUUGGUGACGCGGAGGAGAGACAUCACCGAGAGGAGAUGCAGGAGCAAAAGGAGCAGACCAGUGGGGUCUGGGGUGCCUUGCAUGGCAAAUCUGCUAAAGAGCAGAUGUUGUCUCCGUGGUUCAUCCUGAUUACGCUGCUGACCGUACUCCAGAUGCUGCGCAUGAACUUCUUCAUUGCCACGGUCAGGUCGCAGUACGAGUACAUGCUUGGGUCCAAAGAGGCUGGGAGAGCUGUGAACUCCUUUUUCGAUGUCGCUUUGCCAGUAAGUAACGUUGGAUCACCCACCAAGGGAGUACAGAGUUAAUCUCUACAUAGAUCGGAGGCGUUGCAGCCACACCUUUCAUUGGCCUUCUCCUGGAUAACGUCAGCACUGCGAUGAUGUUGACCAUUCUCGUGGCACUCAUCACCGCGGUUGGCGUGCUGGGCUCAUUGCCUUGGCUUUACGCCGCCUACGCCAACGUAGUCCUUUUCGUCGUCUUGCGCCCGCUGUACUACUCCGCCAUGUCGUAGGUCUUGUCCAAACCAAUCAUUCAGUAACAGCUUACUAACCCCCACGUGUAGGGAUUAUGCGGCCAAAGUCUUCGGGUUCGCAACUUUCGGCCGCGUCUACGGAACAAUUGUCUGCUUCUCCGGUCUGAUCAACUUAUCGCAACCACUCAUCGACGCCACUAAUCACGAAAUUUUCCACGACAAUCCCAUCCCCAUUAAUAUCAUUAUGGCUUCUCUCGGACUUGUUUUUGGCUCGGCGCUGGUGGGAUUUGUAUGGAUACAGGAUCAUAAAAUCCAUAAGAAGGAGGGAAAAGUUAGAGAGGCUACGGAACGUGAUCGGUUAAUUCCGGAGAUUGACGAGCAGGAAUAG
Lecanosticta acicola is the source of this 2044-nucleotide messenger RNA. The record is from the annotation of a GenBank genome assembly. NCBI's taxonomy places the organism in Eukaryota, Fungi, Ascomycota, Dothideomycetes, Mycosphaerellales, Mycosphaerellaceae.